AUGGCCACUGAGGAAGAGACACUCACAGGCUCGCCAUCAGACAUGAUUCUAGCCGACCAGCAGCUGCAUGAAGAAUCCCAUCCAAGGAAGCGCCAGCGUACUAUAUCCUUCACGGACGACUUGGCUUCCGAAGAGCCAACAAAGGGUGUAUUUCCUUGCUUCAACGAUGGCGACGUUAUCGUCACUUUGAAGGAUUCUAAAAGACUGCAUGUUUGGCGCUUGCACAGCGGUACUCUUGCCAAGGGUUCGGCGAAAAUCAAAAAGGCCUUGACAAUCGAGGACGACCUGGCUCGGGAGGUGGAAACUCCCGACGGCAUCAAAUUCCACUUGACCCUGGCUGAACCCCAACAGCCUCCCACAAUGCCGCUCUUGGUUUCCCGCGCCCUGAACCUUAUUCCGGAGGACGCAAUGACACGAGUUGUCAGUUGUCGCGAUCGGAAUUCCUGGGCCGCAUCUCCAACUCCGAGUGGAGAUAACAGUGUUGCCACUCAAAUCAAGGUUGAGGAGCAAGAAGGCUGGGAUACGUCUCAAUGUCCUGGGAACUUGAGUGCCCGCACCCAGUCAGAGAUCUGCUCGGCCUACGACAACCUCUUUCGUCAUUUGUACGGCUUGCCUCUACGCCUUAGCACGACCGUCACGGUUCAACAUAGUCUGUUCCGGGCAGAGGUGCUCGUUUCAGUGUUCCGUGCGCAGGGAUGUCUCCCGAGCAUCCGACCACACCUCGGCAAUGUCUUCUCUCAGUACAGGCGUGGGCUCUUCGAAGCUAUCGCCCGUGAUCCCUGCCGAUGGAUCAAUCUCUCCAUACCCUUGGAAAACGAGUCCAUAUACACGGAGGCAUAUGUGCAUCUCGUUGGAUCAUUGAGCAAAUAUACGAAGCUAGACACCAGGACGAUUCAACCUGCUCUAAUGACCAAGAUCAAAAAGAAGCAUGAGAACCUCAUGCAUGCGCAGGAGAAGGUUAUAGGAGAGCUGCUUCGGUUAACCAUACACGUGGAUGGCAAACCGGUGACCAUGGGCGCUCAGCUCGAGACGUGGAUAGCUGUCGCGCUGUUCAGAGACUGGCUGGCGAUAGAGCUCGACAAGACUGAGAGAAGAGCACCAGGAACUGUCCGUCACAGAAGAGAGACGUCGUCUACUUCCAGUACUACCUCUCCGCUUGGCAUAGGUUCGCUGCUUCGCCGGAUUCACCGCGGCGGAGACGAAUACCUGGAAUACGACGCAGUUUUGAAGGAGGCGAAGGAAGUUUAUGAGGUUCUCGGCAGCGAUUGGGAAGACUUGGCAGAGGAUCUCCGCACCCUGAAGAAGUUUGCAUCGAAAGUGGUGGAGAAGCUCUGCGCCAAUAACCUCAUGCUCGAUCCCGAACUCUACGGGAUCCCGUACCUUACGUGCAUGGACGUUGGGACGAAAGACUUGCCAUGGCUGGCAGAGAAAGAGGGAGCGUGA
Diplodia corticola is the source of this 1443-nucleotide messenger RNA. RefSeq lists its product as uncharacterized. The coding region runs from base 1 to 1443 and encodes 480 amino acids. Lineage: Eukaryota; Fungi; Ascomycota; Dothideomycetes; Botryosphaeriales; Botryosphaeriaceae. The transcript has a single exon. The record is from RefSeq and is a predicted model, not a curated record.